Messenger RNA from Ostrinia furnacalis (Asian corn borer), 995 nucleotides. RefSeq lists its product as uncharacterized. The transcript has 2 exons. The coding region runs from base 48 to 623 and encodes 191 amino acids. The record is from RefSeq and is a predicted model, not a curated record. NCBI's taxonomy places the organism in Eukaryota, Metazoa, Arthropoda, Insecta, Lepidoptera, Crambidae.
GUUUGUUUGAUACACAGUGCACAUCAACACUGCAUUAGGUAACAACAAUGGCAACUUUAAUUUCAUUAUUAGCAGUAACGGCAGUAUUAGCAACGCCUAGUGCAGCAUUAGAGAGCAGUAGCGACCCACAGAGCGACACUUGCGCCAAAUUGUCGUCGUGUGCCACUUGCCUCAGUAAAAGUUAUUGUUCCUGGUGCGUUACCAAGAGCAAAUGUACGAAACAGUCUUGCGGCAACGACAACGUUAUCUACCCCAAAAGCGUUAAGGCUUUAAUGUCCGGACCCCAAUUCUGCCCGAGAAUUGUCCGCCCGGAGAAAGAGCUCGCAUUCGAGAGCGGAAAAAAGCAAAUCUUAAGCGUUAAAAUCACACAGAUCUAUUUAUACAUGGCUUUUACUACUUGGAAAUGCAGAAUCAGUUUGAACGACGAAGAAAUUGAUGUGAACGCAGUGCUGCUUGCUGACGAGGUGUAUUGUGACUCUGUAGUACUGAGUAAUAAAUCAGAUAAGCCUGAAGCAGCAGGCAGUGUGACGCUGCUGUGGGAACAGAAUAAGGUGCUCGACGGGAGUGUGCCUUUCAUAGUGUGUCGGUGUGAUAUGGAUUCUGGUUGUGCAGUUUGUAAAUAGGUUAAACAGAUUCCUUGUGAAUGAUGAUUAAUGUUAUUAGAGCACUGGCACAAAAUAUUAUAUCAAGACGUACAAUGUUAGUAUUAGUAAUGUAAUUUUUAUAAUAUGAAAUAUUUUCAAUUGUAAUUAAAAUAUCUAAUCUUAUGUAAUUAUUGUUCAAAUUCAUUAAGUCAAUAAUUUAUAUCGUCUUAGAUUAAUUUGUGCUAAAUAUUGUGAAAUCCCAUUGGCUCAUAAUACCUUCAACAGUUAUUUAUUUUUAAAUAACUGUUAUGUUAUAUUAAGUUUUAUUAAGUAAACACGUGUUAUAGUAAUAAAUAUAGCUGCUAACUGUUCUACAAGCUGACCAGUCGUUUUAAUUACGCUGAAUAAUUU